Messenger RNA from Solanum verrucosum, 1248 nucleotides. RefSeq names its product transcription factor BEE 2. Gene Ontology annotation, cellular component: nucleus. The transcript is spliced from 4 exons. Lineage: Eukaryota; Viridiplantae; Streptophyta; Magnoliopsida; Solanales; Solanaceae. Gene Ontology annotation, molecular function: protein dimerization activity; DNA-binding transcription factor activity. Bases 7 to 939 code for a protein of 310 amino acids. The record is from RefSeq and is a predicted model, not a curated record. Gene Ontology annotation, biological process: regulation of DNA-templated transcription.
GCAAACAUGUUACAAAUGAGUGUUCUUGAAAGGCAAAGAGCAGUGUUGGAACGUCUUUAUAACCAUUCUAAGCAGCAACUUUCUUCUCUACCUCAACAAGAACUUGCUCACUUGUUUACCGGCUGCGUUCAGGGGAAUUUUAACAACUUUGAUAUAUUUGGUGGGAGAGAACAUAAGGGAUUUGCAGGGUCUAAUUUUGUUAAUUGUCAAGAAAUGUCUCGUCCCUCUUUCUCUACAGUAUCGAAUUCAUCGAUUACAACAGUGUCUCCACCUCCAGAGAAAGAAAAUGAUUUAAGUACAAUGAUAGCUCCAAGGGAAAAUGUUGUUUCAACCAAGAAGAGAAAAGCAGAGUUUUCUGAGGAAGAGGAUUGUGAAAAAAGUCCAGGAAAUGAUUCGAAAGAGAAUUCGAAAACGUCUGAAGUUCAAAAACCUGAUUACAUUCAUGUCAGGGCACGUCGUGGCCAAGCUACUGAUAGCCACAGCUUAGCAGAAAGAGCUAGAAGGGAGAAAAUCAGUAAAAAGAUGAAAUAUUUACAAGAUUUAGUUCCAGGUUGCAACAAAGUGACAGGCAAAGCUGGAAUGCUAGAUGAAAUCAUAAAUUAUGUUCAAUCGCUUCAGAAACAAGUCGAAUUCCUUUCCAUGAAACUUGCUACUCUGAAUCCUAGGCUUGAUUUGAACACGGAUAACAUUUUCGCCAAAGACUUCCCUUCUUACAUGGCCACUACUUUUCCACCAACAGUAGCAAUUCCAACACUUUCAGAAUAUAACAUAAUCCAACACCAGCAAGCCGGUGAUGUCGCACAAAUGUUACCCCAAAGAAGAGAUUUAAUGUCAUUUCCAGACACUUAUCUUGGUUCUUCACCUCUUACGGUAGUACAACAGCAACAACCAACUUUUGAGCCUGAUUUGCAGAGCCUUUUCAGUGUUGGAUUUAACUAGUUUAAAAAGAUUGAUCUACAAAGUUUGAAGUGCAAAACUAGUAUUGAUCUCAUUCCAAUGGCUCCUGUCCUGUACACAAAAUUCGCAUCCUUUCGAGUCAAUUUUUUUUUGAAGUUAGCAACUGUGUUAGAAGGCAAACACCCCUAUCCCUCCCCCUCCAACCCCAUAAAUCACAAUGAAGAGAAAUUCUUUUAUCUUACACAUUUAUAAGGCAUCUUAUAAUUUGUUCAUAUGUAUAGCCAAAGUUGCAUCCAGUCAUCCACUAUUUGACUGAUAUGUAAUAAAAGAUUGAAUUUUCUACUCUUUUUU